CUGAUGAAUAUACGCACAAGCAGGGGGGAAAACUCGCAGCUAGGUUUGGUCUCUGACAAUAAUAUAUAUACAUAAAAAAAAAGUUUUUUCAAUCUUUCAUGGUUUCCCUCUCUUUUAAAAUCCUUGGAGGGAAAUAAGAACUUUUUCAAAAAUUAAAAUAAAAACAAAGACCCCUAGCUAAGCCAAAUUUCUCUACUCUUUCACUCUUCUUUGAUUCUUAAAAUCUAGGGUUUUACUGGUAAUUAAUUUACUUCACCGGCUCUCAUUCAUUUCUUUAAUUUGCAGCCAGAAAAAUGGUGCUAGUUCAUCACUUGCAAUCUGUUCAUGCUCGAUUUUAACUUAUCAGUAUCUGACUGAGUCAGAGUACAGGAUGCUCCGGUCAGGACUGUAUCUCCAAUUUUUUGUUUUUUCUGCUGGAGCUGAAUAAGGUGGAAUAGCUUCAAGUCUGGGACAAUCUUCCUGUAGAAAUGCAAACUAAGAAAAGAAUUUGUGGAAGAAAUGCUUCAAGAGAGCUUGCAAGUCCUAUGAUUUCAAGAGCUCAGAAGAAACUGUCUGAAAAUGUGCAAGUCGCGGAGAAAGUUUCAGAACUAAUUACAUCUUCAGCUAGAAAGCAGAAAUGCACCCUUCCAAAGAAAAAUCAGGAGCCUAUUGCAGCAACAAAUUUGAAUACUAGAUACAACUCAGUGCAUCAUAAGGCUUCUGAUGCUUCAACUCAAUGUGAUGUGGUGGAUCCUGAGGGCUGUAAUGAAGGAGCUGCUCAAUGUGUGGUUCAAGCUAUAUUUUCUCCUGCUUUUCACAUAUCUAAGAUUGCUGGAGGAGAAAUUCCUGAUGGAGUUGACUUCAUCAAACUGUAUCGGACUGGAGAGUCCCGGGUUGAUAUGCUGGAUGCUCAUCUUACACAAGAAACCUUGAAACCCUUUUUUGGAGAACACAAUGAGAGCACAUUAUCUUCCCUCAACACAACUUGUCAUAGUGUCAUAGAAGUGGAGAAAAAUAUAUCAGCCAAAAACUCAUAUGUGGAUAACUACGGUGAUCAGGUGCUCUCUACUGAUGCAACUACUGUGAAUUCUUGUGGUAUUGCAGUUUCAAACGGAGUUGGUCUUCCUUCUGAAGUUUCAUCUAUAUAUCUUGCAAUGAAGAACUCAAAACUGGAAUGUGUUAAUGAGCAUGGUCAAGAUUCUAUGUCGACUGAUGUUUGCAUGGAGGAGGAGGAUUAUGAGGAGUUUGAUGACUUUGACCCUUAUCUAUUUAUAAAGAACCUGCCAGAGUUGUCAUCGGUAGUCCCCACUUUUCGGCCUAUGCUGCUACCUAAACAGACACGGAGUUGUCCUCCUACAACUCUUGUUUUGGACCUGGAUGAAACACUGGUGCACUCCACACUUGAACCUUGUGAUGACGCGGACUUCACAUUUCCUGUCAACUUUAACCUCCAGCAGCACACAGUCUUUGUUCGGUGCCGUCCUUACCUCAGAGAUUUCAUGGAGAGAGUUUCUAGUCUUUUUGAGAUCAUAAUAUUUACAGCUAGUCAAAGUAUCUAUGCAGAACAGCUUCUAAAUGUGCUUGAUCCAAAGAGGAGGAUAUUUCGACAUCGUGUUUUCCGUGAAUCCUGUGUUUUUGUCGAGGGUAACUACCUCAAGGAUUUGUCAGUUCUUGGUCGUGAUUUGGCCCGUGUUAUUAUAAUUGACAACUCUCCCCAGGCAUUUGGCUUCCAGGUAGACAAUGGUAUACCAAUUGAGAGCUGGUUUGAUGAUCGUGCAGAUAAAGAAUUGCUUUCACUACUUCCAUUUUUGGAGAGCUUGGUUGGGGUCGAAGAUGUUAGGCCAGUGAUUGCAAAGAAAUACAAUCUUCGGCGGAAAAUUGCUUCAGCUGCUUACCCUCCAUUGAAUUUAAGUAGAGAUCCUUUUUGAAAGGUAGCUUCAAGUAGAGACGAGAUCCUUCUGAAAUAUUCGAGUUGGGAUGCAAUUAUAGGAUUAAAAUGUCAAGGAAAUCACGUUCUCUUUCGUGGAGAAUGUCUUUGCAACGGUGAGAUUUGAAAUUGAAGUGCGAUUCUAACAAGAAAGAGGGAGGUAGGUGUUUAUGGAUUUAAUUGUGUGAGAGUCGGAAACUGUUCAUGGUAGGAACCUGGAGCGUGAAAGUGCACCACAGGUAAAUACUUGAAAAUAAGAAGCUUCAUAGACAGUUUAAUAUGUCAACCCGGUUAUGAGUUCGAAACUAAUUGAAUUUUUUAGGUUAUUUAUACUAUACUAGAUUAUGGGAGCAUCUAGAAGGGUGUGAAAAACCCAUGGCAAUUCUAUCUUAUUAUUUAUAUUGAAGCAAAAAUUUUCCUUUCUGCUCUUC
Populus euphratica (Euphrates poplar) is the source of this 2337-nucleotide messenger RNA. RefSeq names its product CTD small phosphatase-like protein 2. NCBI's taxonomy places the organism in Eukaryota, Viridiplantae, Streptophyta, Magnoliopsida, Malpighiales, Salicaceae. The transcript is spliced from 7 exons. The record is from RefSeq and is a predicted model, not a curated record. The coding region runs from base 468 to 1907 and encodes 479 amino acids. Gene Ontology annotation, molecular function: phosphatase activity.